Octodon degus (degu) is the source of this 2333-nucleotide messenger RNA. RefSeq names its product phosphatidylinositol glycan anchor biosynthesis class A (gene Piga). Gene Ontology annotation, biological process: GPI anchor biosynthetic process. Bases 701 to 2155 code for a protein of 484 amino acids. The transcript is spliced from 6 exons. Gene Ontology annotation, molecular function: phosphatidylinositol N-acetylglucosaminyltransferase activity. Gene Ontology annotation, cellular component: glycosylphosphatidylinositol-N-acetylglucosaminyltransferase (GPI-GnT) complex. NCBI's taxonomy places the organism in Eukaryota, Metazoa, Chordata, Mammalia, Rodentia, Octodontidae. The record is from RefSeq and is a predicted model, not a curated record.
GCUUGGGACCCUGGCAGGCUGUAGCAGGGUUGAAGCCUACUGCGCUUCAGGCCCGGAAGCCGGGUCGGACGGUCUGCAGAGUGGAGUGGGGCCGAGGGCACUGGAGAUCUGGAGCGGGUUCCUUGGCCGAGAUUGGUGGGCUACCUUCUGGCAUCUCAGGAACUUCCAGUCUCAGACCCUUGCCCACUUUCCUGUUGUUUUCCUCCUUCCUUUGGGCGUGGUCAGACCCUGCCCGAUUCUGUCGGGUCGCUCACUGAGUGGGACAUCUUGGCUCUGCUGCUCCUUGGCUACCUCUAAAGGAGUGCAACCCAAGGAGUGACCAAGGUUUCUCUAGAAGUGCGGUCCUCCUCAUCUGCAGCCUCCGCCUGCUCUGCCGAGGGCUCCGUAGGAGCCUUUGCUGCUAUUGGCUUGCUGUGGUUCCUUGGCUACAUGCGAAAAUGUUAAAAUCUUCACCAGUUUGCCACUGAAGUGGCUGGGUGAUGAGCUUUGGAUGAAUCGUUCAAAGUUGCCUGGCUUCUCAUUUUUAAAGAGAGAUUUGGUUAAAAUCCGAGAUUCUAUGAGUAUGCUGUGUAAGCUUUUGAAUGACACAGAUGUUGAAAGUGAUAACCAGAGGGUGGGCAGACUCCUCAGUGUUGCAGGUAACAGAGGACAUAUAUCUUAGCUGGGUUGCUCUGAGAACUGAUGUCUGAACCAUCUCAGCAUGGCCUAUAGAGGAGGAGGGGGGCAUGCGAAGCCUCCCUCAACUCCACUCUCCUCGGUUAACCCUGGAAGCUUUUCUACCUGUACAACCCAUUCUCAUAAUAUAUGCAUGGUAUCUGACUUUUUCUACCCAAAUAUGGGAGGAGUGGAAAGCCACAUAUACCAGCUCUCUCAGUGCCUGAUUCAAAGAGGGCACAAGGUCAUAAUUGUCACCCAUGCUUACGGAGAUCGAAAAGGCAUCCGUUACCUCACUAAUGGCCUCAAAGUCUAUUACUUGCCUCUGAAAGUCAUGUACAACCAAUCUACAGCCACGACCCUCUUUCACAGUCUGCCAUUGCUCAGGUACAUAUUUGUUCGGGAGAGAGUCACAAUAGUCCAUUCCCAUAGUUCUUUUUCUUCCAUGGCCCAUGAUGCUCUCUUCCACGCCAAGACAAUGGGGCUCCAUACAGUCUUCACGGACCAUUCCCUCUUUGGAUUUGCUGAUGUCAGCUCGGUGCUCACAAACAAGCUUCUAACUGUGUCGCUUUGUGACACAAACCACAUCAUUUGUGUCUCUUAUACUAGUAAGGAAAAUACUGUACUAAGAGCAGCACUGAAUCCUGAAAUAGUGUCCGUCAUUCCUAAUGCGGUAGAUCCUACUGACUUCACUCCAGAUCCAUUUAGGAGGCAUGAUAGUAUAACUAUUGUUGUUAUCAGCAGACUUGUUUACAGAAAAGGGACUGAUUUGCUUUGUGGCAUAAUACCUGAACUCUGCCAGAAAUAUCAAAAUCUAAAUUUCAUAAUUGGAGGAGAGGGACCAAAGAGAAUCAUUUUGGAAGAAGUACGGGAAAGAUACCAGCUACAUGACAGGGUGCGUCUUUUGGGAGCUUUAGAACACAAGGACGUUAGAGAUGUCUUAGUUCAAGGGCAUAUUUUUCUUAACACCUCCCUCACCGAAGCAUUCUGCAUGGCGAUUGUGGAAGCAGCCAGUUGUGGUUUACAGGUUGUAAGUACCAAGGUGGGUGGAAUUCCUGAGGUGCUUCCAGAAAGUCUCAUUGUUCUGUGUGAGCCUUCAGUAAAAUCUUUGUGUGAAGGGUUGGAAAAAGCUAUUUUCCAACUGAAGUCGGGGACACUUCCAACCCCAGAAAAUAUCCAUAGUGUAGUAAAGACUUUCUACACGUGGAGGAAUGUUGCGCAGAGAACUGAAAAGGUGUAUGAGCUGGUCUUGAAGGAAGACGUGUUGCCCAUGGACAAGCGACUGAAUAGGCUCAUCUCUCACUGUGGCUCAGUCACAGGCCACAUUUUUGCUCUGUUGGCUGUGCUCAACUAUAUGUUCCUUAUCUUCCUGAGAUGGAUCACUCCAGAUUCUAUCAUUGAUGUUGCAAUAGACGCCACUGGGCCAAGAGGUGCCUGGACUCAUCACUGUCCUCCCAGUGAAAAAAGGGAUGAGAACAAGAAGGUGUCUAAAACCAGGUAGAAGAAAGCCUGCCUUGUAAUGUUUUAAACAUUUGUAACACUUCUAUUAAGAUGGUUGAAAAUAACCUUGCUUUUUGGGUUUUGUUUCUUAAAUUUAAUUCAGUAAGUUAUGCUACCUCUAUAUCAUAUGAUGUUUUAGUUUAAGGAAAGAUUAAAAACUUAUGCAAUUCCUGAGUGUA